This is a messenger RNA of Dracunculus medinensis (Guinea worm), 810 nucleotides long. Lineage: Eukaryota; Metazoa; Nematoda; Chromadorea; Rhabditida; Dracunculidae. The record is from the annotation of a GenBank genome assembly.
AUGCUAUUUUGCAGACCAUCCGAUAUUUUAUCCAACGUUGUUGGGCGAGUGAUGCAAUCGGCUUGUAUAUUUUCCUCGUAUCGGAUGGUAAUGCCCUCUCCUUUUGGUGAUUCUGUGAUUGAAGAAAAGGAAAUGAUUCGAUUGCAACGAGGAAUGUACCAAAUGCAGAAUCAGUCGUUAUUUUUAUAUGCCCCAAUUUCGAAGGCUUGGUUCGUACAUUGUCAAUGGAAAUACAAAUGCCAUACACCACAUGAGAAAUGUCGAACCAAUAAUGCUUGGUCUUGGUCAAUUCAGGAUAAAACUCGCGUAAUAAUUUAUUAUAAGACAUAUUUUUUAUUGUCAGGUUCUGUUAUACGAAUCUACUUAAGUGUGGUGAAUGAAGAAUUUAUUUCACUAUCAUUACGUGAUAUUUUACAUUUUUCAAAGAUUGGUAAAUUGUUUAUUUUGAAAUUAUUUUAUCAAAAUCCAUCUUCACUCAUUACUGCUUUAAUUUUAAUAUAUUAUUCGAGAUGGAUCGAAAGGCGUUUUGGUUCAAAAAAAUUUUUGAACUUUUUGGUUAUCAAUUUUUUUUUGUCAAUAAUCAGCGAAUUAAUUGUUUUUUGUUUUCUGUCAUAUAUUAAUUAUGAUUCGAGUCAAAUUUUUUUCCCAUGCGGACCUUCAGCUUUACUUAUUUCUCUUUAUAUCAAUUUCAUCCGUGAAUUCCCUAUUGUACCAUUCGUCAGUAUUUUUGGAAUUUCUUUAUCGAUUCAUAAUUUGCCAUUUUUCGCUUUCUUACAAAAAUUUUGGGGUGUUCAAGAAUUAUUAUAUUAA